CCACAUGCAAAUUGCAACCCAACAACCCCUUGAGACUGCAGUCACAUAUAAAACCACCUCCAAUCUCACUCCGUUCAAAGCACGCAGCACACCUCAACUCCGUUCAUAUCUCCUCGUGUUCCUCUCCUUCCUUCACGCCCAGCCCACCCUUUCUUUUUGAUUCCGAAAAAGGAAAGGCACCAUGGUUGAUCAGGUUCAGCACCCUACAAUCGUGGAGAAGGCUACUGGGAAGCUCCACUCUCAGUUUGGUCUGUCAUCUGGUAUCAAGAGUUAUGAUGGUGCUUACCGUCAUCCUGCCCUCUACCAAAGGCGCUCAUUCGGGAACUACUCAAAUGCUGGAUUGCAGUACCCGGUGAUGCCCUCUUGCAGAGCCUCUGUUGAUUUAUCUGCAGCUGCUGCAACUGCCUCCCCUGUCUUUGUCGGAGCUCCAGCUGAGAAAAGCCAUUUCUUUAUUGACUUUCUCAUGGGUGGUGUUUCUGCUGCUGUCUCCAAAACUGCUGCUGCUCCCAUCGAGAGGGUUAAGCUUUUGAUCCAGAACCAGGAUGAGAUGAUUAAGACUGGCAGGCUAUCCGAGCCCUACAAGGGUAUUGGUGAUUGUUUUGCUAGAACCACAAAGGAUGAGGGUAUCGUUGCCCUAUGGAGAGGUAACACUGCAAAUGUCAUCCGUUAUUUCCCCACUCAGGCUCUGAACUUUGCAUUCAAGGACUACUUCAAGAGGCUUUUCAACUUCAAGAAGGACAGGGAUGGUUACUGGAAAUGGUUUGCUGGCAACUUGGCUUCUGGAGGUGCUGCCGGUGCCUCAUCCCUCUUGUUUGUUUACUCUCUUGACUAUGCCCGUACCCGUCUUGCUAACGAUGCAAAGGCUGCAAAGAAAGGUGGAGAAAGGCAAUUCAAUGGUCUUGUUGAUGUCUACAGGAAGACAUUGGCAUCUGAUGGUGUUGCUGGGCUUUACCGUGGGUUCAACAUCUCCUGUGUUGGAAUCAUUGUGUAUCGUGGUCUCUACUUUGGAAUGUAUGAUUCCCUGAAACCAGUACUCCUUACUGGAAAAUUGCAGGAUAGUUUCUUUGCAAGCUUUGGGCUUGGAUGGCUCAUCACCAAUGGUGCAGGUCUUGCAUCAUACCCCAUUGACACCGUUAGGAGAAGAAUGAUGAUGACAUCUGGUGAAGCUGUCAAGUACAAGAGCUCCUUGGAUGCAUUCCAACAAAUCCUCAAGAAUGAGGGAGCCAAGUCGCUGUUUAAGGGAGCUGGUGCUAACAUCCUCCGUGCUGUUGCUGGUGCUGGUGUGCUUGCUGGUUACGACAAGUUGCAGGUCAUUGUGUUCGGCAAGAAAUAUGGAUCUGGUGGCGCUUAAGUGUUUUAGCUUCUGAGUCAUUUUAUUGUUUUAGAUGGCGAUGAAAAUCAUUUUCUGAGAGUUAGACUAAUUGCUUCAGCAAAUUUUGUUUAAUAAGUUCACUCAGGGGGACUCUGUCCCUAAGACCCGUUUAUUUUGGCUGAAAGAUUCACUUCAAAGGUAUGAUUUAUUGGAGUGGCAGGAUAAGCAACUGUCACUUAGAAUUACAUUUUUUGUUUGAGAUUAAAAUAUAUCACUUAUAUUGGUCCUGA
Lotus japonicus is the source of this 1602-nucleotide messenger RNA. Its product is annotated as ADP,ATP carrier protein 1, mitochondrial. Lineage: Eukaryota; Viridiplantae; Streptophyta; Magnoliopsida; Fabales; Fabaceae. Gene Ontology annotation, molecular function: ATP:ADP antiporter activity. Gene Ontology annotation, cellular component: mitochondrial inner membrane. The transcript has 4 exons. The coding region runs from base 182 to 1351 and encodes 389 amino acids. The record is from RefSeq and is a predicted model, not a curated record. Gene Ontology annotation, biological process: mitochondrial ATP transmembrane transport; mitochondrial ADP transmembrane transport.